AUUUAAACAUCGAUAAUCAAUUAUCCAAUCUUUGUCAAAAAUCGCAUACUUGAAUGACAUUUUACAAACACCUACUAAAUUAGUAAUUCACGAUUAUUUACAUUUAUCUAUGAAACAUUAUAUUAUAAGAAUCUUUCAACUCCAAUAAAUCGUUCCUAGCAAAAAAGACCCUUAUCUUAUCCAACAAUGUUUGAAAACGUCAAAGGAUCUCUUAUUUUGCAUAAUUGUAAAAAAAAAAAAAAAAAAUUCUUCUGUGGAAUUUAUACUUUAGCCCUCUUCUGCUCGGAAUGGCUCCUAUGAUGUGUAAACGUCCUCUUGAUAAUUAAAAUCGGUAAAUCGAUCGUGCUCUGUUGUUAAACAUCUUCCCAACAGCCCGAGAAAUUAGAUACAAGUCGAAUGUAAAUCCACACUAUCUAGCAAGGAUGUCGUUAGUUAAAUAGUUAAAUAUUUUUGGACGUCAAAUUCUAGACACAUCCGACACAUAGGAUGUAAGAUGUGGACAGAAUUUGAAAAUUUAUUAGAAACAUCAAAUGGAUUUUUAAAAUAUUGGUAAAAAAAGUGCGGAUACCCCAAAUUAGAAACUGAAAACCAUGUCAAGAUUAUAUAACACGGAUUACAUAACAUCCGGAUUAGAGAGGUUGUACUGUGUCUCCCUAUUUUUGAAUGUUGUAUUUUUGACUGAAGGGUGUACAAAUUACAGUUCCAUUCGCGGAGAGAGAUAUAUCGGUCCUGUUGUUUCCAUAGUUACCAUGGUGGGACCACAGCAGUGUGUUAAGGAAUGUCUGGCCAGACCCACCGUCUGUGGGGGCGUGAACUACAAGAGAACACACUUCCUCUGUGAAAUCGUAACAUCCAUUGAUAAAACGGAACCGGAUGUGGAGUACGUUAGAAUUAGACUUAAUGAUGUGUCUUGUGGCCAGUCAGAAUGCAUAUCGUGUCUACCAGGCGAGAAAUGCGUCCGAUUAUCCAGCAGUCGCACGCAUUGUAUCAGAGAUGACUAUGCUCCAGCUGACUGUACUGCGAUAUACAGAAUGGAAUCGUCCUUACCCAGCGGGCUGUACCAAAUAAAAAUUCCCGCCAUUGGUUAUUUGAAUGUUUUUUGUGAAAUGAAGACCGAUGGAGGAGGCUGGACAGUUUUUCAGCGUCGAUUGGACGGCUCUGAAGAUUUUUAUCGAACAUGGUCGGAGUACAAGAACGGCUUUGGAAAUCUGACGUCAGAAUUCUGGCUAGGUAAUGACAAACUACACUAUUUACUGAGUCAAGGAGAGUACGAGUUCCGGGUAGACAUGGGUGACUUCAACAAUCAGACACGUUAUGUAAAAUACACCACAAUUACCAUUGGCAACGAGGCUUCCAAAUACGUCAUAUCUUUGACUGGAUUUUCGGGGAAUGUCGACGAUUGCUUCACAUCAUCAGGACAACCAAUAAACAAUAUGAAAUUUUCAACAAAAGAUCAAGAUAAUGAUGUCUAUUCCGGAAGCUGUGCAGUGAAGUUCUCAUCUGGAUGGUGGCACAGGCAUUGUCAUUGUUCUAACCCGAAUGGCCUCUACCUGGCGGGGGCAACGGUAACAUUUGCAGAUGGCAUCACGUACCACCCGUGGCAUACCCAUUAUUACUCUCUGAAAAAUAUUCAACUGAUGGUUAGAAAAGUGGUGUAAAAAAGUGUCUGGUACAAGACAAAAGUUAGAAGUGUGGCAUUGAUUCCAGCUGUCGCAGAACAGGGGUUAGAUCCGUUCACUGUGGGUAUUUUGUGAAUGUCAUUAUGAUAUACGAUAUCAUUUCUGUACCUUUAAAUAUUCUUCCUUUACUGACGACUGUAUGAUUCAACACUUUCCUGACGUUCCUCAGUUUUAUUAUACUUGCCAGUUAAUAACGAUAUCUCGAAUUCCACACCGUUGCAUUCAGUAAACUUUUAUCCAUAUAUCAAGCAUUUAUCACCUACAUAUGGUGUUUAUAUAUCUCGAAGGAUUCGAUACGCAAGAACUUGUUCUGCGUAUGGUCAGUUUUUAAAUCGAGGCAGGCUACUGAAAAACAAAUUGAUGGUGCUGGGGUUUCAACAGUCUUAUUUAAAGUCAGCAUUUCGCAACUUCAAUGGUAGUUAUAGCUAUCUAGUUUGCCAAUACAACCUAUCUAGUUUGCCAAUACAACCUAUCAUUGGGUGAAAUGCUGUCUGACGUGUUUCAUACCGGUUGUUACACCGUUCUUGGCACACUGAUUUUGACUACGGAUAACUAUGUUUACCUGAACAGGAUAUAGGGCUCACGGCGGUGUGACCGGUCGACAGGGGAUACUUACUCAUCCUAGACACCUGAUCCUACCUCUGGUGUGUCCAGGGGUCCGUGUUUGUCCAACUCUCUAUUUUCUAUUGCUUAUAGGAAUUAGGAGAUUGGUCACUGUUCGUUAUCUUCACCUUUAUAGGAAUUAUGAGAUUGAUCACUGUUCGUUAUCUUCACCUUUAUAAGAAUUAUGAGAUUGAUCACUGUUCGUUAUCUCCACCUUUAUAGGAAUUGUGAGAUUGAUCACUGUUCGUUAUUUUCACCUUUAUAGAAGUUAUGAGAUUGAUCACUGUUCGUUAUCUUCACCUUUAUAGGAAUUAUGAGAUUGAUCACUGUUCGUUAUCUUCACCUUUAUAGGAGUUAUGAGAUUGAUCACUGUUCGUUAUCUUCCCCUUUAUAGGAGUUAUGAGAUUGAUCACUGUUCGUUAUCUUCACCUUUAUAGGAGUUAUGAGAUUGAUCACUGUUCGUUAUCUUCACCUUUAUAGGAGUUAUGAGAUUGAUCACUGUUCGUUAUUUUCACCUUUAUAGGAGUUAUGAGAUUGAUCACUGUUCGUUAUCUUCACCUUUAUAGGAAUUAUGAUAUUGAUCACUGUUCGUUAUUUUCACCUUUAUAGGCGUUAUGAGAUUGAUUACUGUUGGUUAUCUUCACCUUUUAUUACAUUAAUCACGAGUUCAUGGUGUUGCCUUCUUGUUUAUGAUUUCGUUUAAAGCAACGUCAAAAUGGCACAUCAUUAUACAUGUACUAUAUUUAUAUAUCUGAGAGGUGAAAUUCAUAACAAGGUAUCAUAGGUGUUGACAACCUUUAGCUUGCUGCCAUAUUUGACAACCUGAAUCAAAAUAUUCCCCAACCAACUUCACCCAAGUCAUUUUCAUUCCAUGGUUGCAACAUAACAAUAAACUAUUGUGAACUCAUGAUUACAUUGUACAGAUAUAGAUUUGGUAGUUACGUCUUUUGACAGUUUUGUUCAAAGUAUUUUUUAGUUUUGAAUGUUAAUUGAAUACCAAAUGCACAUUUCAAAGAGUUAAAGACAUAUUGCAAUUCAGAGUGUUUAGAGGUGUUAAAUGUUGAAAAAAUGAUAAA
Messenger RNA from Ostrea edulis (European flat oyster), 3358 nucleotides. RefSeq names its product ficolin-2-like. The record is from RefSeq and is a predicted model, not a curated record. NCBI's taxonomy places the organism in Eukaryota, Metazoa, Mollusca, Bivalvia, Ostreida, Ostreidae. The transcript has 6 exons. The coding region runs from base 591 to 1658 and encodes 355 amino acids.